GCUCCAAACCUUGGAAGAGCAGCCUCAGUGGAACUUGCGAGGCAUGUGCCCGGUUCAGGAGAUUGAUGAUGAGGCUGGGACUUGGAAUGUGGAGUUAGCCCCAAAGAGGGAUCUGUCUAAAGAAACGAAAUCUCGUGUGGAAGUACCUGAAAAAUUGAAUGGUGAUAUUAUUCCAGUGCCUGAGAGUGGAGAGACCUGUGACCAUGAAGGCAGAUGGGAAAGGCAACGGGUAAGCUCUUCGGUGGAGAGACCCUAUAUCUGUGGUGAAUGUGGGAAAAGCUUCACCCAGAAUUCCAUCCUCAUUGAGCACCAGAGAACGCACACGGGUGAGAAGCCCUAUGAGUGUGAUGAAUGUGGGCGGGCCUUCAGCCAGCGGUCAGGCCUCUUCCAGCACCAGAGACUCCACACUGGGGAGAAGCGCUACCAGUGCAGCGUUUGUGGUAAAGCCUUCAGCCAGAACGCUGGGCUUUUCCAUCACCUCAGGAUCCACACGGGGGAGAAACCUUACCAGUGCAGUCAGUGCAGUAAGAGCUUUAGUCGACGUUCUGUCCUUAUUAAGCAUCAGAGAAUUCACACGGGAGAAAGACCUUAUGAAUGUGAGGAAUGUGGCAAGAACUUCAGUUACCACUGCAACCUUGUCCAGCAUCGGAAAGUCCACCCUAGAGUCUGUCCUGGAGAAAAGCCUUAUGAAUGUGAUGACUGUGGAAGAACUUUUAGUCAACACUCAUGCUUUGUAGAACAUCAGAGGAUCCAUAAUGGAGACAGGCCCUACAAAUGCGAAGAAUGUGGAAAAACUUUCCGUGGGAGAACUGUGCUUAUUCGACACAAAAUAAUACACACGGGAGAGAAACCAUAUAAAUGUAAUGAGUGCGGCAAAGCCUUUGGCCGGUGGUCAGCUCUUAAUCAACAUCAGAGACUUCACACAGGAGAGAAACACUACCACUGUAAUGAAUGUGGCAAAGCCUUUAGCCAGAAAGCAGGUCUCUUUCACCAUCUCAAAAUCCACACAAGAGACAAACCUUAUCAUUGUACUCAGUGUAAUAAAAGUUUUAGUCGGCGUUCAAUUCUUACCCAGCAUCAAGGAGUCCAUACUGGGGCAAAGCCCUAUGAGUGCAGCGAGUGUGGAAAGGCCUUUGUUUAUAACUCCUCCCUUGUUUCCCAUCAGGAGAUCCACCACAAAGAAAAAUGCUGUCAGUGUAAGGAAUGUGGGAAGUCCUUCAGUCAGAGUGGCCUUAUUCAGCAUCAGAGAAUCCACACUGGGGAGAAACCCUACAAAUGUGAUGUAUGUGGAAAAGCCUUUAUUCAGAGGACAAGUCUUAUAGAACAUCAACGAAUUCACACUGGAGAGAGACCCUAUAAAUGUGAUAAGUGUGGAAAGGCUUUCACUCAAAGAUCAGUCCUCACAGAACAUCAGAGAAUCCACACCGGAGAGAGGCCCUACAAAUGCGAUGAGUGUGGGAAUACCUUCCGAGGAAUCACCAGUCUCAUUCAGCAUCAGAGAAUCCACACUGGGGAGAAACCCUACCAAUGUGACGAAUGUGGCAAGGCCUUCAGACAGAGGUCAGAUCUUAGUAAACACCAGAGAAUCCAUAAUAGAGGUGGUCCCUUUAAAUGUAAAGAGUGUGGGGAGACGUUUAGGCAGAACUCAGCUCUUACUCAACAUCAGACCACCCACAGAGGAGAAAAAUCUGGUUCUGUGGUGGUGAUAGCGGUUUCGUGGACUCCGGCUUCGACUCAGUGUGUGAUUCAGCCCUUUAGGGACUCCGCUCUGCAGGUCCCCCGGCAGGAUGGUCAGGAGCUGCUCCAACACCAGCAGCUCCAGGAUCUGCUCCUUUGUGUGCACCUCUGGCCACAGCCACAGUCGGCAGAGCUCCCGGAGCCGGCUCAGAGCCUAGCGGGGCCCUACAGCCUCCGGGUAGCGGAAGCCUCGGAAACGCUGGCGGGAGUGCUCGGAGUCCGGAGCUGGGCUGCCUGGGGCGCCCGCCUCAGCAGCCAAGGCGGAGGCUUCCUCCUUUUCCACCUUCACGGCAGUCAUAAAGUGCAUCAACCUCCGGAGCUCCUAGAGAGAGCAAGAUCGCGGAAAGGGAUGCUUGGCUUCAGCGACGGGGCUCGGAACGAUGACGCACUUCCGGCCUUUGUGGUGUGUGGGUUGUACGGGGGCUGCUGCCCUCGCCACGGAUCCGAAGGUCCCGGGACCCCGAAGGUAAUCUGUCUCUUUUCCUCUGUUAAUCCCAGAAUGGCUUCAACAGGGGAACAGGAUGGACUUAAGAUUGUGAAGGUGGAGGAAGACCCUAUCUGGGACCAAGGAACAUACCUUCAGGAGAACAGCUUUUCUGGCCAGGAGGCCUCCCGCCAACUUUUUAGGCACUUUUGUUACCAAGAGACUCCUGGUCCCCGAGAAGCACUGAACCGGCUCCGGGAACUCUGUCAUCAGUGGCUGAGGCCAGACACACAUACCAAGGAGCAAAUCCUGGAGCUCCUGGUGCUGGAGCAGUUCCUGACCAUCCUGCCCGAGGAGCUCCAGGCCUGGGUGCAGAAGCACCAUCCCGAGAAUGGGGAGGAGGCAGUGGCUGCAGUUGAAGAUCUGGAACGAGAGCUAAGUGAGCCAGAGAACCAGGCCCCAGACUGUGAACAUGGACAUUCUGAAGUGCUCUCAGGGGAUGCAGUGCAUUUGAAGGCCAAGCAGGAAUCCACAGCUCUCCAGGUUCAGUCCAUGGUGACACAGUUCAAAUGUGAAUCUUUUGGGCCCCACAAAUUUGGAGAACAAGAUGGUGAAACUGUACUUGAAAACCAGGACUUGGCAUCGAAACAAGAAGUCUUAAAAGAAAUGGGACAUUUUGAGAAUAGCAGACUCCAAAGAGAUGUUCCUUUAGAUUCUAAGUACAGAGAAACUUGUAAACGUGAGAGCAGGGUAGAAAAGCAGAGGGAACACCCCACUGGAGAGAGACGUCACAGGUGCAAUGAAUGUGGGAAAAGCUUUACUCAGAGUUCAGUUCUCAUUCAGCACCAGAGAAUCCACACUGGGGAGAAGCCAUAUGAAUGUGAAGAAUGUGGAAAGACCUUCAGCCAGAGGUCAGGCCUGGUUGAACAUCAGCGGAGCCACUCUGGAGAGAAACCCUAUCAAUGUAAGGAUUGUGGGAAAGCCUUUAGUGCCAGCAAUGGCCUCAUUAGACACAGAAGGAUCCACACAGGGGAAAAACCAUAUGAAUGUGAAGAGUGUGGGAGAGCCUUCCGCCUGAGCUCAUACCUUGUUCAGCAUCAGAGGAUACACACUGGAGAGAAGCGCUAUCGCUGUAACGAGUGUGGUAAAGCCUUCAGUCAGAAUGCGGGGCUUUUCCAGCAUCUCCGAAUCCACACUGGUGAGAAACCCUAUCAAUGCAGUCAGUGCAGUAAAAGCUUUAGUAGGCGAACACUCCUUAUAAAGCAUCAGAGAAGCCACACUGGAGAGAGACCGUAUGAGUGUGAUGAGUGUGGGAAAGCCUUCAGUCAUCAUUGCAACCUCAUUAGGCAUUUUAGAAUCCAUACUGUUGCCAAACUGGACUAAUCCCAUGGACCACCAGGGCCCCUAAAUGAGGUGAUCUUGGAAAGUAAGAUUUUCAAGUGGCUUAUUUUGCUCUUAUGAAAUUUAUUUUGCUUUGGAGUGUGUGGCUUUUCUGCAGACCAGGUGCUGCUGUCUCCUGGGUGGAUGACUGUUGGCAGUUGCUUGGCAACCUCCUUCUUCCCUAUCCCUUGGUUCAUUUCUAACGAUUUCUCUUAAAGGGACCAAAUCUUACCUGGAGAUAAAUUGGUAUGGAGGGGCCGUUAUUGAGUAAUAUUUAAUAUUGAAUAACUCUAAAUGACUAGCAAUUGUGUAUACUUUUUUUAAGAUUGGGUACAUUCAAAAGAUAUUCAGGGAUGAGCCUUUUUUUUGUAAAAGUGACAUUUUAAACACAAUUAAGAUUUGGGGGAAUAAGAAUCAUUCCCAUUCCCAUAGGAAAUCAUUGCCACAGUCUCCCCAGGAAUUUAAUGGAUGAUUUCUUUGUUGCUUUCAUCAGAAUGGGUGGCAAACUCAUUUAUUAAGCAGCAUUACCCAUGGUGUGAAACCUAUAGAUCUGAUGGUUUAGAAAUCCAUGUCCCAUUUUGAUAUCUAACUCCAAAUUCCCAGUGCAGGUCAUUACCAUAUUAAAGUUUCCAUUUUUGUUAUAAAUAACGAAUAAGAUGAUACUUUAAAACCUUUGCAGUGUGCCUGUUUUAUUCAUAGCCUUUUCUGCCACUGCCUUUUGAAGGCUGGUCAGCAACUUGGAGGGCCAUUGCGAGCAGCAUCGAGACUCUCAAGAAAAGGAGCCUCUGACCUCGGGCAGCUUGCUGCUUAACUGGGGAGUCCAGCGUCCUCAGGCCAUUUACUGUCAGGGUUAAACACACAAAUCUGGCACCACACUGUGUAGGCUCAUUACCUGCCUCUUCGUCUGUGAGCUGUGUGACUUCGAGCAGUUUAAUUAAAUGCCCCUAUGCUACAGUCUCCCUGUCUAUAAAAUAGGGGAUAAGAGUACCUUUCUCAUAGGGAACAUAAGAAUAAAUUAAUACAAACUUGUAAAGCACUGAAAACAUAACUCUCAAUAAACGUGCACUAUGAUUUAC
This is a messenger RNA of Mesoplodon densirostris (Blainville's beaked whale), 4617 nucleotides long. RefSeq lists its product as uncharacterized. NCBI's taxonomy places the organism in Eukaryota, Metazoa, Chordata, Mammalia, Artiodactyla, Ziphiidae. Gene Ontology annotation, molecular function: DNA-binding transcription factor activity; RNA polymerase II cis-regulatory region sequence-specific DNA binding. Gene Ontology annotation, biological process: regulation of transcription by RNA polymerase II. The coding region runs from base 44 to 3544 and encodes 1166 amino acids. The record is from RefSeq and is a predicted model, not a curated record. The transcript is spliced from 10 exons.